Molecule: messenger RNA, 939 nt
Organism: Drosophila innubila
Lineage: Eukaryota; Metazoa; Arthropoda; Insecta; Diptera; Drosophilidae
Exons: 5
Coding region: 92-736 (214 amino acids)
Cellular component (GO): lysosomal membrane
Source: RefSeq, a predicted model, not a curated record
AAACGAUGUUUUGUUAAUUUGCAACACUGCAAUUGUUGUACUAAUUUUUUUUAUUGUGAAAACUAGAAAAAUUGCACUUAAACAGAAAUUAAUGGCACACAAGCGUUUCUUUAUCUACCCUGCAUUACUGGCGAUAUGUUAUUUACUUGGCGUGACAUGGGCUGAGAAUGCAACACAAACGCUGCCAAGCAGCAGCAGCAACAACAACACAAAUCAAGUGAAUCCAGCAGUGACACCAGAAAAAGCAUCAACUGCAGCUGCAGCACCAACAAUCGCGACUUCAAAAGUCGCAAGCAGCACAGCAGCCAGUGGCAAUUCAAGUGGCAGCGCUGAAUGUGCCUGUGCCGGCGCACUCUUGCCGCAAGUGGAUGCCAAUGGCAAGAAGCUGCCCAUAUGCGCCGAGUGUAAAUGCGCUCAUGUAGCGCGUAAUACGACGUUAAUAAAGGUCGUUGUCAUCAUUGUGAUUUGGAUAAUAUCCAUUUUAGUGAUAUACAUGCUCUUCCUAAUGUGCUUGGAGCCGUUGCUGAAUAAACGCGUCAAGGCCAGCAAUUACCAGGAGCACACCAAUGAAGAUGAUGAGCCGACACCUCCAAUGCCCGUGGGCAGCAGCAAUAAUCAAGAGCUGAGUGCUCGUGCCAAUGUUCUAAAUCGCGUGGGUCAUCAGCAGGACAAGUGGAAGCGACAGGUGCGGGAACAACGCCGACACAUCUACGAUCGCCACACCAUGCUGAAUUGAGCAGAAAGUGAAGGUGGAGGUGGAAAGAAAGGAGUCUUGGCGUUGGCGACUUAAGACAUGUAUUCCGGCAGCAAUUGCAUACAUAAUGUAUUUUUAAUUCGAGCUUUGCACUCUUGUUUGACUCAUUAAUUGGAUCAAAAUUACUUUAAUAUUAUUAGUAUCAACUUCUAAUUUAAAAUAAAAACAUGUAACUAAAUAACAAA